AUGAAUUCGAUAUUUGUUCCAAGUCUCCUCUUACUGCUGAUUAUUUCGGCUACAUGCCAGGCUGGUAGAGUUUCUUGCUAUCAAUCUGCCAUUCUUCUCAAGUGUCCUUCGAAAACCUGUGCUGCAAUUGGCAAUGUCAGAAACGACGAGAGUUAUCCAUGUGAUUGUUUUGCUAUUGGGAAAGAUCCUGGGCCAAAUUCUAAAUACUUUCGUAUCAAUUUACACGCUGGUGGGUACGGCUACGUAAAUGGCAACUAUUGUUCAGGCAACAUCGUCAAUAUGUGCUAA
Messenger RNA from Rotaria socialis, 288 nucleotides. The record is from the annotation of a GenBank genome assembly. Lineage: Eukaryota; Metazoa; Rotifera; Eurotatoria; Philodinida; Philodinidae.